Prinia subflava (tawny-flanked prinia) is the source of this 1103-nucleotide messenger RNA. RefSeq names its product neuronal differentiation 2 (gene NEUROD2). Gene Ontology annotation, molecular function: DNA-binding transcription factor activity, RNA polymerase II-specific; protein dimerization activity; E-box binding. Lineage: Eukaryota; Metazoa; Chordata; Aves; Passeriformes; Cisticolidae. The coding region runs from base 1 to 1077 and encodes 358 amino acids. Gene Ontology annotation, cellular component: nucleus. The transcript has a single exon. Gene Ontology annotation, biological process: sensory organ development; positive regulation of transcription by RNA polymerase II; nervous system development. The record is from RefSeq and is a predicted model, not a curated record.
AUGUUGACGCGACUUUUCAGCGAGCCCAGCCUGGUCCCCGAAGUCCCGAAAUUCCCCGGUUGGGCCGAGGAGUGCGAGGAGGAUGCCCGGAGCGAGAAGGAGGAGAGGGCGGGGAAGGGCUGCGCCCUCCCCGAGGAGCCGCCCGAGGGUUCGCUGGGAGAGAGCAAGGAGGAAGGGGAGCUAGGAGGGGACGAGGAGGAGGAGGAGGAGGAGGAGGAAGGCCUGGAGGAGGCGGAGGGCGAGCGGCCCAAGAAGCGCGGCCCCAAGAAGAGGAAGAUGACGAAGGCGCGGCUGGAGCGGUCCAAGCUGCGGCGGCAGAAGGCGAACGCCCGGGAGAGGAACCGGAUGCACGACCUGAACGCGGCCCUGGACAACCUGCGCAAGGUGGUUCCGUGCUACUCCAAAACGCAAAAACUCUCCAAAAUCGAGACCCUCCGCUUGGCCAAGAACUACAUCUGGGCUCUCUCCGAGAUCCUGCGCUCGGGCAAGCGGCCCGACCUGGUCUCCUACGUGCAGACUCUGUGCAAGGGGCUGUCCCAGCCCACCACCAACCUGGUGGCCGGCUGCCUCCAGCUCAACUCCCGCAACUUCCUGACGGAGCAGGGCCAGGAGGGGGGCCGGUUCCACGGCCCCAACGCCGCCUCCUUCGCCGUGCACCCCUACCCCUACCCCUGCUCGCGGCUGGCCGCGGCGCCCUGCCCGCCCGCCGCCGGCCCCGGGCCGCACGGGCUGAGGACACACGGCUACUGCGCCUCCGCCUACGAGAGCCUCUACGGCAACACCUCGCCCGACUACAACAGCUCGGAGUACGACGGGGGGCUCAGCCCGCCGCUCUGCAUCAACGGCAACUUCUCCCUCAAGCAGGACUCUUCAUCCCCCGACCACGAGAAAAGCUACCACUACUCUAUGCACUACUCGGCGCUGCCCGGCUCCCGGCCCGCCGCACACAACCUGGUCUUCGGGUCGGCGGGGAUGCGCGGGGGGGUCCACUCCGAGAACAUCUUCCCCUACGACAUGCACCUCCCGCACGAGCGGGGCCCCAUGUACGAGGAGCUCAACGCCUUCUUCCACAACUGACCCCCCUCCCCCGAGACCCCUCCCCA